CAGAGGCAGUAGGGCGUUUCUGAGUAAUAAACGCUGGUAGAGAGCAGGGGAGGGGACGAACCUCAACGAAACAUGGAUGGAAAAAGAGAAAGCGAAGUUGCAUAUUGAAUGUCUAAAUCUCUGCCUUAUCAAGGAAUAUCGACUCAAGGGUUUACAUGCUGGUGGGACAAAGACAGACUGGAACCCUGCACUCCUUUUGGCUUUUUGAAUCUGGACUGAAAAAAACAACAAAUUCAGAUUGAUAGCUCUCUGGAAUAAGAUCUGACUGUGCUACAAGGAGGGCAUCUUUCUCUACAACAUAUUUUUAACCCCUACAUCCUGAUUGUUAUUGGAUCUGAAGCAUCCUGAUACAGCAGAACCACAAGUACCACAACCAAGCAGCAGCCUGGUCUACUUAAUAUUUUAAAGCUUCUUAAUGGCUACAGAUUUUACAUUCUAAUUUAUAAUUGAGCAUUUGAAGCUAUUACCACCUUCUAUAAGAGUUUAAUCCAAUCUGUUGCUACAAUAGGGCACAGUUGUCCUAUUAAUAAUUGAAGUAUCUUGAAAAUAUUAUUGUAUCAUCCAACAAAAAGUGACAGUCGACUCUACGCUCCUAACUCUACAAGAUCAGGAUGGUGGAACGCAUUUACUCAGCUACCGGCAUGGCUUACAAGCUGCGGAGCCAGUGGGAUCGUGAUGACGGUCUGGGGCAGAACCACAAUGCUGUGAAGUUCCUAGGUCAGGACUACGAGUCUCUGAAAGCCCAGUGCCUCCAAAGCAGGAGGCUGUUUGAGGAUAGCUUGUUCCCUUGUGCUGCAUCGUCUUUGGGAUUCAACGAACUGGGGCCGAGAUCGUCCAAGACCUCUGGAGUGCGCUGGAUGAGACCCACGGAGUUCUGCAAACGACCUGAGUUCAUCGUAGAUGGAGCCACUCGCACAGACAUCUGCCAGGGAGCUCUGGGUGACUGCUGGCUGCUGGCUGCCAUCGCCUCGCUGACCUUAAAUGACAAUCUCCUGCACAGGGUGGUUCCUCACGGGCAGAGCUUCACUCAGGGAUACACCGGUAUCUUCCACUUUCAGUUCUGGCAGUUUGGCGAGUGGGUUGAGGUGGUUAUUGAUGACAGGCUGCCGGUGAAGGAUGGGAAGCUGCUGUUUGUCCACUCUGCAGAGGGAACAGAGUUCUGGAGCGCUCUGCUGGAGAAAGCCUACGCUAAGCUGAACGGCUGUUACGAGGCUCUGUCAGGCGGCAGCACCUCAGAGGGCUUUGAGGACUUCACUGGUGGCGUGACAGAGAUGUACGAGCUGAGGAAAGCCCCCCCAGACCUCUUCAGCAUCAUCGGCAGGGCCAUAGAUAGAGGAUCACUGCUGGGCUGUUCUAUAGACAUUACCAACACCCGAGACAUGGAGGCCGUCACGUUCAAGAAGCUGGUGAAAGGACACGCCUACUCUGUAACCGGUGUGGACGAGGUGAUGUACAGAGGAAGUCCAACCAAGCUGGUCCGAAUCAGAAACCCUUGGGGGGAAGUGGAGUGGACAGGAGCCUGGAGCGACAACUCCAGAGAGUGGGACAGCGUGGACCGCUCUGUCAGAAGUCGGUUACAAAACCGCAGUGAGGACGGUGAAUUCUGGAUGUCCUUUAAUGACUUCCUGCGUGAGUUCAGCCGUCUGGAGCUGUGCAACCUGACAGCUGAUGCCCUGCAGAACAGCCAGCUGAAGAAGUGGAGCUCCUCGCUCUAUCAGGGAGAGUGGAGGAGGGGCAGCACUGCCGGGGGCUGCAGGAACUACCCAGCCACCUUUUGGUUGAACCCUCAGUUCAAGAUUGUGCUGCAGCACCCAGAUACUCCUGGCCAAUCAGACUGCAGCUUCCUGGUCGGUCUGAUGCAGAAAGAUCGCAGGAAGAAACGACGGGAAGGCAAAGACAUGGAGACCAUCGGGUUUGCAGUCUAUGAGGUUCCACACGAGUUUAAGGGCAGGUCUGGGGUCCAUCUGAAGCGGGAUUUCUUCCUCACUCACGCCUCCAGCGCUCGCUCCGAGCUCUUCAUCAACCUGAGGGAGGUCAGCUCGCGGUUGCGGCUGCCAGCCGGAGAGUAUGUCGUAGUCCCGUCUACAUUUGAGCCGCACAAAGAGGCCGACUUUGUCCUCAGGGUUUUCUCUGAGAAGCCGGCGGACUCUGAGGAGCUUGAUGAUGAUAUCAAAGCCGAUCUUCCAACAGAGACACAGCUAGAUGAGAGCCAGAUUGACUCAGGCUUCAAGAGUCUCUUCAGACAGCUGGCAGGGGCGGUGAGCAAACUUCAGGAAUGGUGUUUAAAACUGUAUAUGCAGUUGUAUUUACAUUUUUGUCAUAACUUUUUCUCUUUGUGCCAACAGGACAUGGAGAUCAGUGUAACAGAACUGCAAACUAUACUCAACAGGAUCAUCAGCAAACAUAAAGACCUGAAGACAGACGGCUUCUCUAAAGAAGCCUGUCGCAGCAUGAUAAACCUCAUGGACACUGACGGUAGCGGGAAGCUUGGCCUGACAGAGUUUCAUGUUCUGUGGGAGAAGAUCAAAAGAUACCUGACUAUAUUCAGGCAGUUUGACUUGGACAAAUCAGGCACGAUGAGUUCUUAUGAGAUGAGGAUGGCUCUUGAAUCUGCAGGUUUCAAGCUGACCAACCAACUGUUCCAGCUGAUCAUCCUGCGAUACACAGAGGCAGACAUGGCUGUCGAUUUUGACAACUUUGUCACGUGUCUGGUCAGACUGGAGACCAUGUACAAAACUUUUAAGACCAUGGACACGGAUAACGACAAUCUUAUAAGCCUCGACUUCUUCCAGUGGAUUACUCUGACCAUGUUUGCCUGAGCAGCGCAGACUCUUCUGUGCCUGUUGCACUGCAUUCUGCUGCAGCUCCAGGCGCCAGUAUUCGUCAUUUCAGAAGUGCCUUUUGUCCCCCACCAAUUCUUCCUCUGAGGCCCUCGGAUGCUAAAAGACUGUAAAUUCAUCGUUACAGUGCCUAUACUGGAAAUGUGCCGAUCCUUUAUUUGUCGCCUGAAAGCGUACUUGUCAUAGUCUGGCAGUGAAUGCUGCAGUAGCACUGACUGUUAGCUAGGCACACUGUUCUAGCAUUAUGAACAUUUCUUGAUGGUAGAACUACCUUGGAAGCAAAAAUGACCUUACUGGCUUUAUUUUAGUGUUUACCGACAACAAAGUUUCUUAUUUUUGAAGCAAUAUCUAGCUUGCUUAGUUGAAAACAUCUAUUUCUCUAUUUUGCCACCAAAAUUCAACUCCCUUGCCAAAAGGAGCUAGCUUACCAAACAUAUUUUAGAAAAACAAAGCUCUUUAGUUCAGUUCAGACCAAAGAAUCACAACCAAUUGAGUCUAUUUUAGAUGGUUGCAGUGGACAGUAGCAGCUAUGUGAACUGAGCCAUUUCAGCUCAAACAGGGGGCUUAGCUUUACCUAUGUAGCUACAUCAGCUGUAUAGCUACGUUAUGUAUGUAGCUUAUGCAGCUAACAAAUGAAGGCAUAGCCCCCCUACCCCCAAAAAGAGAGACAAAAAUGUGAUCUGAUUUUCAUAGGAGAUUAAAAAUCUGUGUUAUUUCUACACUGUGGGUAAAUCCAUCAAAACAACAUGUUUUGCCACUCUUUUGCCUCUCAGCUGCAGAAAGCAGAAAUACCAGGUUUUACAGGGUUCAUAGAACACACAAAUAUGAUUGGGCAGCAGAUUUAGGCAAAGAGAAUAAAUGUUCUUACGGAAGUUUUGAGCAAUUUAUAAUCUUAUUCUAUGGACUAAAAUUGACUACUUUUUUUAGACUUUGAAAUGACUUAAACUACAAAGAGUAGAAAUGACUAAAGUGUGACUUUAACUAAAGAACAUGUUAGCCUUAAGACUAAAAUAAAACAGCUGUCAAAAUUAACACUGAAUGAUAAAACUGCUUCAGAACUAUCUCAAUGUUACCGCAUAAUUUGGGGUAAACCCCUUAGUUAUUUUGUUGAAGCACUCUGGAUCCUCCCUUUCUUUUUGUCUUAUUUAAAAAAAAGAAGAAUGGCAACUGUAGCAAGCAACUCACUUUUACUGUCCUCAUUGAAAUCUUAUGCUGAGGGUAACAUGUAGCUACAAUACAGGCAUGAAAAGUGGAUGUAGAAACUACAGCAGAGGGAGUUGAUGCAUCGUCUACUCCAAUUGCAGCGGCGUGAACUGCUAGACUUUGAGAACAUUGCAGAGCCGCCUUUUGUGAGCUGUUGCAAGUUUUGACUCUUUGGUCUGAGCUCGGCUGUACUUACAACAAACAUUUAGAAUUAAUCAAAAUGAAUACAAACAAGGAAACAAAGCCAAACUUUGGGUGCUCAUCUUGACUUAAUUUCAAUGUUUGCCAAACUGAACUAGUAAAGCUGCUAACCAAACCGUCUGAAAUAAGUUUGUAACUUAACCAAUAGGAUCAUUUUUGCUCCAAAACCUCCACGAAGAAUCAAAUUUGAAGUUUAAAGAGUUUUCCCCAGUCACGAAUUGAAGUGACAUAUUUUAAGUCACUCAAUAGUUGCAUUUUAUCUUUUUUUAUCAAGAAUAGGCAAUCACUUUUUACCUUCUGAUGAAAAUAUCUGUUUGUCUGUUUGUAUGUAUAAUCACUUUGUUAUGUGGAUAUUUCUGUGUGGCUACAAUCCACUCUAAUGAAAGUUAAAUGAUAUGUUUGAAGGCCCAAAACUUGCAAAUUGAGCUGUGGUGUGCUCCAUUUAUAAUGGAAGUCGGAUGUCAGAUGUCUAUUUAGGAUUGUUAACCUUAGGGUUUGUGAAGUUCUUCUGAGUUUUUGAGUUGGAUUUCCACCUUCACUGGGGAUGAUCUCUCCAACUUCCCAGAUCAAAUGGAACGUAUCAUCAAUCUACUGAGGAUAACAUGAAAAUUGCUGCCCUUAGAGCUCAUUUUUGGAGCAGUGGAUGUUGCUUAAAUUGAAAGUUGCUGAAAGAGUCAGUUUAUUUUUGGGUCAACUUUUUAAUGCCUAUUAUUCAGCAUAUAUGAAUGACCUUUACUUGGCCUGAGUAGCAAUGUUGCCUGCUUGGCAUUUUCUGUUUACAUCUAGUGCCAAACUUCUCUUUAAUCUGAGCAUCAAGGGUCCAACAUGAAGUUUAACUGGGCCCUGCAGUGCUGAGACGGGGUGGUGUGCUGUAUCGUAAGAGAAUGUGUUUAGUUCUAUUACUUUAAAGCUAAUUUUGUUUAGCUGUAAAACUUCUUAUACUUGCUUAUCUUAUUGCAUGGCACUUUCUACUGACUGUUAUUGCAAAUAAGGAAAAAAAACUUCGAUGAUGUCUUGAACUGGAUGUUGUAGGCGUUUCAAAAGGGAUGAGUCAGCCUUGUUAAGUUUGCCUUUUAAAAGGGAACAAGAACAGUCAAUAUUUAUGGUGAAGGUGAACUAUUAUGCAAGAUGGAUACAUUUGUACAUGCAUGCUAUUUGAAAUAUUGUCUGCCUGCCUUAUUUCUAUCCAACUGGGGAGCAAGUGUUUUAAUGAGAAAUGUCACUUCUGUGUGAAAGACAUUUUAAAGUAUUAAAGAUCUACAUUUGAAGGGUCAUGAUUUGAUAGCCAAGUUUUGAUAGCCAAAAAAAGAGACCUGCAAGAGUGCAGAUAUCUAAAUAGUAUGUCCUGCCAAUGUUUAAUUCCCUGGAUUAAUGCUGUAAAUGGCCGUCAGUUAAAAAGUGGCCACAGAAACCUUAAAUUUAUGACACUCCAGAAAUGCCAGCGUUCCUGUCUUCACUUUUUGCAGCGUAAUGCUUAUAUAACCAAAUGUUUACAAUAGUGACAUUCAUGGUCCCUUUGGACUUUUUCAUCAUGCAAUGCAUUGAUUUACUGUGUGUAUCUGUAAAACUUUAAUGAACACUUUGAAAUUAAACAUGGGGAGGAUUUUA
Messenger RNA from Cheilinus undulatus (humphead wrasse), 5852 nucleotides. It is a transcript of the gene capn1, whose product is annotated as calpain 1. Gene Ontology annotation, biological process: proteolysis. Gene Ontology annotation, molecular function: calcium-dependent cysteine-type endopeptidase activity; calcium ion binding. The coding region runs from base 612 to 2819 and encodes 735 amino acids. The transcript has 21 exons. The record is from RefSeq and is a predicted model, not a curated record. Gene Ontology annotation, cellular component: cytoplasm. NCBI's taxonomy places the organism in Eukaryota, Metazoa, Chordata, Actinopteri, Labriformes, Labridae.